CGUUUGAUUGACAGGUGGGUGCAGGCAAAGGCGUGGCCAAACAAGACCAUAAUUACCGGGCGCGCGCCCCCACCGUCACGGUACCAAGCGAAUGCGGGGAUUGUUGUUUUUACACACCGACAGAAGAGCAGUGCGAGCCCAUUGUGUUGCCAUGUGUGGUGUGCUGUGCUACACGUAGUGCGGUGGGACUCUGACUCAGUGGAGGUGUACCGACUGACGGUGAGCGGCUGGCCAGUGUGUACGGAACCGCAGAACGACAAACAGUAACGUCGUCACGAACAUCGCAGCAGGGCGCCGUCCGGACAGGUUGUUUUGGUUUGUUACAGCACUUUUCCUCGUGAUUACGGGAAUCAUGUAGGUUUUGCGUACCCGCCGAGUUGUCUCACCGUGAAGAACACUUAACAACCUACAACAUUGCAGUUCAAUGGUGUAUAAGAACGGGAGGGCAGCAUCCCUUAUUUCGAGGAUCUCCCAGCACGGUGAAGUCAAGACAAUGGCCGUAGGCGCACCGGAGCUGCCCGCCGCGACCGGCCCGAAAUCUGGAGACACCAGCUCCCGCCCGCCGUCAAGAAACAGGAACGCGACUGUCCCGAUUCUCCCGAGAACAGACAAGGUUCUGAACACGAAGAAGGCCGCCUGGGGAAUAGUCACAGAACCAUCAACUAAACCUACGGGUCCACAAGGAAAAACAAAACAUCCGCUGGCUAAGUCGCUCAGUCUUCCGGAGCGGGGAGGAUCGACGCCCAGACUAGGAGAAAGUGGCCCCAAUGCGGGAAACUACUUUUACGACAGGGAACAUUUCUUGAAAACUGGAAGACAUCGUUAUAGACUAGUCACCGACAAAUCUAGCAAGGAGUUCAAACAAGUGGUUGAGGACAUGUUCGUGGAAAAACACGGUUGUCCGGGUACGGUGGAGAAGAAGAAAAUUAACCGGGGUAGAUGGGGCCGGGCCAUGGGACUGAGCACGGCGGCAAUGGGCUUCAAAAAUAUCGCCAAGCUGGGCGCCAACCGGAGAUCUGCCUCAAGCAACAACCUGUUGACAAAGUCCCCUAGGGAGUCACUUCUCAUGCGGGCUACUUCUAAAAUAUUCUCGGUCCCAGAGGAGGUGAAAACUGAUAACAACGAUGUUCAAUUUAGCGAAAAGUUCAAGAAAAGUUUUUACAACGUUAAGGAAGGGAAGGGGUCGCCAAGAUCUGUGACCGACUCGCCGAGACCGCGUCUCCAGCGGAGGGCUUCAGUGCUGAGCAUCGGGAGUCGGCCCCAGAGCAGGGCGUCCGAGGACCGGGUAGACCCGGCUACUCGCGGGUGGAACAUGUUAAAAUCUAGCCUCAGAGACUCCGCGGCCAUGGAAAGGGCCAACAUAAGGACUCCAGCGGACCUGGAGCGGGCUAAAAGUGAUUUGUAUGAGAGAUAUGGAACCCCUACACCAGGGAAAGGUGUAGAGUGAUGGGGUAAAAGGUACAUUCCGCUGGCAUUGCUAUCUACAGACGCGAGACGAAUGCCGUGCAGCGAUUGUUUACCUGCCGGGGAUGGCGACAAAUGGGGCGGAGUAAGACACACAAACUGUCCUGCCGACUCCUUCAACCAAGUCAAUAUCACAGCAACACAGCCUUUAGUCGGACACCCUGCCAAAACAAACCCUUUGUGUUGGUAUCGCUGCUUCUCCAUUCAUGAUGUUUUCCUUGCUCUUCGACUAUGACUGAAUGGUUCGUAUUUGUCAGCGGUUUCAACACAAACUAGAUGGAAGAAAAAAAGAAAAGAAGAAAACGUCUGUCAAUGCCGUGACUGUAUAGGUGCAUAUGUGUGGAACGAAUCUUGACAAGAUGGUGUCGCCCGUUUUCUCAACAUCUGUAAGUUUGUUUAUACGUAAACCUCGUUUCCCAUACCGGGCAGCGCCUGACGGUUAUGUAAAGUUUGAAAAAAUAAAGACCAGCUGUACAGAUUUUAAGACUUGUCGCAAAUAUCUGUCGGUUUUGAUAUUUAAAUCUUUUAUAUGAUAUCUAAAUUUGUCAUAUACAAGCUCUCCCGGCUUUGUAACAGAUGUGUUCGCUCUACUGACAAAGAAAGGUCCUUUGAGGUUUGGACAAAAUAGCUUGUGAGUUAACAAUGGGACAUCUGCGGUAGUUCUUUACUCUCUCUUGCCGUUAUGUGAUAUGAAUGGUACACAGUCACAAGCGGAUCACACAGAUAUAGAAACGCGUUUGGGAUUUUGCAUAGUUUGCCCCUUGUGAAACGUCCUUGCCUUGUCUUAAUAUUUGU
Branchiostoma belcheri (Belcher's lancelet) is the source of this 2259-nucleotide messenger RNA. RefSeq lists its product as uncharacterized. The transcript has a single exon. The coding region runs from base 425 to 1447 and encodes 340 amino acids. The record is from RefSeq and is a predicted model, not a curated record. NCBI's taxonomy places the organism in Eukaryota, Metazoa, Chordata, Leptocardii, Amphioxiformes, Branchiostomatidae.